Triplophysa dalaica is the source of this 5635-nucleotide messenger RNA. RefSeq names its product von Willebrand factor D and EGF domains (gene vwde). The record is from RefSeq and is a predicted model, not a curated record. Bases 191 to 5389 code for a protein of 1732 amino acids. The transcript is spliced from 32 exons. Gene Ontology annotation, molecular function: calcium ion binding. Lineage: Eukaryota; Metazoa; Chordata; Actinopteri; Cypriniformes; Nemacheilidae.
GAGGUGUGUCUGUUAGGGAAACAACCUUUCACCUUAAAGACAUCUGAAUACGUGUUACUAUAUUCUUUAUUACAGACUUUAUUUUCUGUAAUGUGCAAUAGCGUGACAUCAUGCUGUCGAUUUCCGUCGGAACAUAAAGAUUGAAUAAGUGCUUACGACAUCGCGCUUGAAUGCAGGAUUGGAGAGAGAAAUGCGUCCAAAACUCUGUGUGCCGUUUAGCUUCGCUAUUAUUUUUGGCAUUUUAAACAACACCAUCAGAUGCCAAAAAGUUGAACCUCCUGAAUGCAGUCGGGGUGGUUACACCGUUCUCCAGAGCCCGUACAGAAGCACCACAUUCAGCUCACAACAUCUGCUCCAGUCGUCUCUGCAGGAGCUCAUUUGUGACCAUUCACUUGCUGCUGGAUGGUACCAGUUUCAGAUCUUUGAUAAGCCAGCCCGUAUGCCCACCACAUGUGUGGAGGUGAAUCGUUGUGGAACACAAGCCCCCAUAUGGCUCAGUUUGAGUGAGGGAGAGAGUCUUCCAGGCCCCCUAGAGGUGAAAAGUUUGAGGGCCUGUGCGACCUGGCAGUUCCUCGGAAGUGCCAGUAAAGAUUGUUGUCUUUUCCGACUGCCCGUCACUGUACGCAAUUGUGGGGACUUUUAUGUGUACUUGCUUCAACCAACGCAAGGAUGCAUGGGCUAUUGUGCAGAAGAGAUGUCCGACUCCAAUCAAACAGGAUGUGAAUCAAGACAAAGAAAUAGUGACGGGUCCUGCAGCGAUCCACAGCCCCUGUCCUCUUCAGUACCACAGAUUACUGCUGAUAUGUUGGGGAUCGCCGUGUACCUGAGAUGUGCGUUCGAUGACAGCAGUGGGAACAGCUCUCUGGGUUUUAUAGUGACAUGGCGGCGACUGUCGCCUGAAGGCAACAGAGAGGAACUCAGGAAAGACAACACAAUCGAGACUUUUGCUUUAAUCGAGCUGGACGGGAUUAACCUGCGUCUUGGAGACAGGAUCUCUUGCAGCGUGGCUAGUUUUUUUCUGGACUCUCCAGAUGUACAAAGUCUUCCCGUGGAGAGCGAAGAGUUUUAUGCGGGGAUUCAACUGAAACCACAAGCGUCCUCUAUUUCAGAAAAUGGAAAGGAGUAUGAACUAGAAGCGAGGAGCACUGUGCCUGUGCCAUGUUCUUCAGAGAGAUGUGUUGUGUCUUUACAUCUUACCACCAGCAGUCAAGGUGAGGAAGACCUGGGUACUGAUCUAGUCCUGUCAUCCUGCGAGGUAGAGCUUCCUCAAAGCAACUGUCGUAAUGGAGUAUGUAGCAAGGCUUCCGUACACUACAGUGCAGUUAGAGAUAUAUGGCGGGAUGGGGACAGAAGUACAGAAAUACAUGUCAAACCUUUAAUCAGCAGCAACUUCCUCUGGAACGGAUACAGACCUCAAAGUGUGCAGAUUCUUGUAAAAGACGCUCCCCCUGCGUACUGUUACGUUUUUACCGACCCUCACAUCAUCACAUUUGACGACAGGAGGUACGACAAUUACCAGAUCGGCACCUUUGUGCUGUACAGGAGCACGGCUCGGCCGUUCGAGGUGCACGUUCGACAGUGGGAAUGUGCUAGUAUGACGGCAUUUCAUACGUCAUGUGUCUGUGGCUUCACGGCCAGGGACGGGGGUGAUGUCAUUGCCUUUGACAUGUGUAACGGCUUGCCGGGAGAGACGAAACCACGUCUCUUAGUAAAGAGAGGAGACUUGGUUAAAAGUGGCAUUCGCAUCACAGAAUCCUACCAGGGCCGUAAAAUCACGAUUACAUUCUCAUCCGGGGCAUUUGUUCGAGUGGAUGUGGCUGACUGGGGAAUGAGUCUGACUGUGAGAGCCCCGGGCUCUGAUCGUGGCCACACAGAAGGUCUCUGUGGAAAUUAUGAUGGACAACCAGACAAUGACUUCCACAAAGAGGGAGGAGAGACUGAGAAGGACAGCGCUUCCUUUAUCAAUGCAUGGAGGUUAGCACCCAGCACAAGCUUGUUUGAUAAGAUCCCCACCUACGAAAGCAACUCCGGUCUCCGCCAGUCAUGCCACUGCCAACAAGAAAAACCCAAGCCACCUACUGGAACAUUUCCCAAGUGUUCUGCUUUUACUCAUGUCCGAUCUCCCUCCAUCAUCCCUACACUCGAUGUGACUUCAGAAUACAAGUCUGCGCAAUCUCCUCGAGUGGUGUCCAUCCUUCCCGGCAGAUCUGCCCAACACCGGCCAUCUCAGGGUAGCAGAUCAAGGACCCAAACUCAGAGGCGUGUUACGAACCCCCAAAGAUCUCAAACUCAAAGACGUGUUAAGAGUCGAGAAAAGCGUCAGGGUGGCUAUCACAAUGUAAGAAAGUCUGACCUGGAGUCUUCAUAUAAUUUCCCAGAAGACCAUUCUUCUAAUUCACAAGAAGCACCGGCUCCAUCUUGGCCCACCGAGUCGGGUCUGUUGGAAUUGGAUGCUCGGCGGCUUUGCGAGGAAACGUUACGUAACUCCGCUAUAGGAAAGGGUUGUAAACGUCUGCUAGGACAGGUGUUAGAGCAGGCGCUUGAAAUGUGUGUCAUGGAUCAACAGUUAAAAGACGAUCAGGCCUGGUUGGGUGCCACCGUGCCCCUCCUGGAGAAUGAGUGUGAGAGGAGGGUGGUGGAGGAAAUCAGCAGGAGGAAGGAGCUCAAGGACGUUCAGACUCUUCUCAGGUGCCCGAGCAUGUGCGGUGGAAACGGACAGUGCACAGAAUGGGGCUGCUCGUGUUUCCCUGGGUUUGGCUCGUACGAUUGCAGCCGGGUGUCCGAUGAGACCCCAGAGAUCACAGAGUUGGAGAACGGAGGGCUGUGUGAUGUUCGCUACGGUGUCUGCUCCUCUGUUAGAGUUCUUGGUCUUGGCUUCAAAAAGUCGUACAAGCUUAAGUGUGAAGUUGUGAAGGAAAAGAUAAUAGAUGGUGAAUGGUCUUUGGACGAUGCUCAUUUGGUUUCUGCAACGUUUCAAAGCACUUCUUCACUGGAGUGUCAACUUCCUGUAGACGAUUCACAAUCAUCUACUACGUCACACCCAUCAGUCUCACGCUGGCAAAUCAAAGUGUCUAAUGAUGGACACAGCUUCAGCAAUGCAAAGAUACUGACUCUGUUUGAUGGCACGUGUCAGAUUUGCACAGUCAGCUCUAUGGUUAUCUGCACCCUCAAGAACGGAACUUGUAAUAUUGAUGGAUUGUGUUAUGGAGAGGGAGAUCACAGCCCGAAUAGCCCGUGUCUAACCUGCAGACCCAAUCUUUCCAAAUACGGCUGGUCUGUUGCUGAGAAAAAUGAGCCACCAGGGUUAUACGCAGGCCAAGAGAACCUGAAGACAUUCAAUGGAGAGAAUUUUGUCUAUCAGUUCUCGGCCACUGAUCCCGAGGGUUCUGCGGUUCUUUUCACUCUUCAGUCGGGGCCCAGAGAUGCUGUUCUCUCUCCAGCCGGUCUGCUCAUGUGGAAAGCCGUGUCUUCCGCACCAGUGCCCUUCGAACUGUCUGUAACUGAUGACUGUAAUGCAGAGACACGGGUGACGGUACCGAUCUCAGUUCAGACUUGUGACUGUGAGCAUGGAGGGUCCUGUGUGACCAACAUUAACUCCCCGCCGGGCUCUGGUGAAUACCUGUGUGUUUGCACUGCUGGAUUUUCGGGGCGGAGGUGUGAAAUGGAUCUGAAUGAGUGUUGGUCAAACCCAUGUCAUGCCGGCACAUGUGUGGAUAAAAUAAACUCCUUCGCGUGCAUCUGUCCAAUGGGCCUCGAAGGUGUGAUCUGUGAUGUGGAUGUUGACGAGUGUUUAUCAGCUCCAUGUUAUCCAGGUGUGGCCUGCAGUAACACUGUGGGCUCAUUUGUGUGUGGACCCUGUCCUGACCACCUCACCGGGGAUGGGAGAACCUGCCGUGCGAUUUUCCCCGCUAUAGGUAAAAUCGACGAAGAUAACCGUGGAAUUGAUUUACAACGUGAGAUUAACCAUGGUUCCUUUAAACCAAAGCCUGCUGCAGGCCAGAACCCAUGCUCCAGUCGUCCUUGUUACCCUGGAGUCCAGUGUUUUGAGAGCACAUACACAUCUGAUGGUUACAUCUGUGGUCCGUGUCCCUCUGGGCUCAAUGGCAAUGGACAAACAUGCACAUCACGGACAGCAAACAGGCAGACAUCAGUUGAGAAGGUAAGCGACAAACUUUCCGAUGUCACUGCGUCUUUGGCCACACCUUCCCUUACCAGAAAAUCAAGUGAACUGCCUAUUGGAGCAGAAACAUCUUCCCCCAGCAUAACAUGGACCCAAGCGAUUGACCGAAAGACCUCGCAAACCCUAGACAGGAAAAACCUGAAUGCAAAAUCAACUUUAAACAGAGUAAAGCUGAAUGAUGGAGAGUUUGAAUCUGCACUCAUUGGGGAUAACGGAACCUGUGCCGAGUACCCAUGUUUCUCCGAAGUGCCUUGCGAACCCACACCGUCCGGCUCCUUCAGGUGUGGCAGCUGCCCACAUGGAUACGAAGGAAAUGGAAUCAACUGCAAAGCUGUGUGCCGUCACCCGUGCGGGCGAAAUAUGGAGUGCUCGCUGCCACCUAACACCUGCACCUGUAAAGAGGGUUACACAGGAUACAACUGCCACAUCGCUGUGUGUCGACCAGACUGCAAGAAUAGAGGAAAGUGCGUGCGGCCCAACGUGUGUGAAUGUCCCCUGGGUUACAACGGAGCCACCUGCGAGGAAGCCAGCUGCGAUCCCCCUUGUCAACAUGGGGGGCGCUGUUCAUCCAGAAAUCUCUGCACUUGUCCUUAUGGCUAUGUGGGACCAAGAUGUGAAACCAUGGUGUGUAACAGACAUUGUGAAAAUGGUGGCGAGUGUGUUUCUCCUGACGUCUGUAAGUGUAAGCCGGGCUGGUAUGGACCAACGUGUUACUCAGCUGACUGUAAACCUGUGUGCUUAAAUGGAGGAGCGUGUAUCAAACCAAACGUCUGCGCUUGUCCUAGUGGCUUCUAUGGUUCACAAUGCCAGAUUGCACUGUGUAAUCCGCCAUGUAAAAACAGAGGACAGUGCAUGAGAAACAACGUGUGCUCGUGUCCUGAAGGAUACAUCGGAAAGAGAUGUCAGAAAAGUGUGUGUGAUCCCAUGUGCAUGAACAAUGGGAAGUGUGUCAGUCCCAACACCUGUUCCUGUCCGUCUGGAUGGAGAGGAAAUAUUUGCAAUAUACCCCUAUGUUUACAGAAGUGUAUUAAUGGUGGAGAGUGUGUUGGGCCGAACACAUGCCACUGUCUGGCUGGAUGGGAGGGUCUGCAGUGCCAAACUCCAAUCUGUAGUCAAACAUGCCUCUAUGGGGGGAAAUGCACAUUCCCAAAUUUCUGCCACUGUCGCCAAGGUUACACUGGACAUUCAUGUGCUACUAAAAUCAGAUGAUGUAGACGCUGACAGAGCUCAUACAUUAUGCAUCAGUGCCUUAAAACUCCAGAACGCUGAAAAUGAAAAAAGAAUAUGCACCAUGUCUAUGAAAAUUACAAAGUAUUUUGCGUGUCUGAAUGUGUGUGCGAGUUUGUGUGGAUGUCUGCAAACAUUUUGAUGUACUUCAUUUUUACAUGGUUCAAUUUUUCUUUUCUUUUUUGUUAUGCAGAGCACAGAUUUUAAAGGGUUUGUAAAAAUAUUUGA